GGCGUGUAUCUCGCAGGGGCGGAGCGACCCGGGCAGCGCAAGUUAGAAAAGGCUGCCCAGUUAGGAAGCAGGAAACCAAUGCGUUUGGGCGGGUGGUGACAGGCGCAGGGUCCUGGGGCUGUGUGCAGGCGCUUUUGUAACAGGCAUGUCUCCAGAUGAACUCGUCUAUCUCGCAAUUCUUGCUGCUUCCAUACCUGUUGGAUUCCUCUUCCGUUACUUGAGUCCAUCGGCCAAGCAAUGGUCAGCUCUGCUCGUAGGGCUGUCCGUUACCAUAGCGACCUGCCAGAUUCACACUCUGCACUCUCUCGUCACUGUGCUGGGAACAUGGAUGAUCAUAAAGUAUAACUGGAGAGCUGCACCGUCUCUUUCUUUGGGAUGGACCUUUCUCUAUCUUCUGUUUUUCCGUCUGGCGUACCUGUUCGGUUUGCCAUCUCCAACGCCAUUCGCCAACGCAAUUCAGCUUCUUCUUACUCUUAAGAUGGUCAGUUUAGCCAAUGAAGUUCAACAAUAUCACCUGGCAAAGAAGGAGGAUGUGACAUCAUUCUCCAAGUCUCCCCUGGUUAGUGGACUGACACAGGAGCCUUCUCUCUAUGACACAGUGUCGUAUAGCUAUUGCUAUAUUGGCUUGUUGACAGGUCCCUUCUUCCGGUACCAGACGUAUGUCGACUGGCUCCAGCAGCCCUGCCCCAGGGAGCUCCCGGGUCGCAUCCCGUGCCUCCAACGCCUGAGAUUCGUGCCUCUGUACGCAGCGUUCUUCCUGAUUGUCAAUCACUACUUUCCCCUGGCUUACGUAAGGACAGAGGAGUACCUUGACCGUCAUUUCCUCUUUAGGUUGUUCUACAUGACGGCAGUGUUCUUCGUGUUCCGGAUGAGGUUUUACGCAGCUUGGUGUGGCGCAGAGGCCGGCUGUAUCAGCUCGGGGCUGGGCUGUUACCCAGAGGGGGCACAGUCCAAACCGGGAGGCGGGCCCACUGUUCAGUACAGCUCCGAUCCUACAUCAGCCUCCUAUGACUUCAGAACCAUCCAGAACAUCGACUGCUACAACACCGACUUCUGCGUCAAAGUCAGGCACGGCAUGAAAUACUGGAACAUGACUGUGCAGUGGUGGCUACAUCAGUACAUCUACGCCAAGGCACCCUUCAAAGCGUACACACUCAAGGCUGCCUGGACCAUGUUCAUCAGCGCUUACUGGCAUGGGCUCCACGCCGGCUACUACCUGUCAUUCCUCACCAUUCCUCUCUGCAUGGGGGCGGAGUCUGCUCUUGAGAGUACCGUGCGAGCCAAACUGGGUCCACAGGGUCAGAACAUCUUCGACUGGAUUCACUGGUUCCUGAAGAUGAGAGCUUAUGAUUAUAUGUGCAUGGGCUUUGUUCUGCUGAGCUUCAGUGAUACGAUCAACUACUGGAGCUCAAUCUUCUUCUGCAUCCAUGUCAUAGCUGUGAUGUGUAUGGGGUUAGGGAUGCUAUUGAAGGGAGGGAAACAGGAGAGGAAACUGGAGCGAGAGAAAAGAAAUGACGAGGAUGGGAAACUGGAAAAAAGGACUGAGGGAUAAGUGGAGACAUGUUUGCCAAAGGCUCCAGCACAAAGUCAAGGAAGGAAAACAAUUGUUGUGCGUUUUUGUAAGGUUCGUACUGCACUUGCUGUGGAAAAGGCAUUAGAGACAAAAAUCAAAACCAUUUUAUACAAUAACACAAGGGUUUUUACCAUUGAUAUGACGGUACUUGUCUCAACAUUUAGUCCUUGGUGUUUUUCAGUGCCAAUUAACACCAUAAGUAUUGCUUAGCUAAAAUGUGCAGUUUGAAGGGAUGGCGUUCAUUAUGUAGUAAACAAGCGGUGAAAUUAAAGCCAUAAUGAAGAAAUGGAAACUAAUUAAACGGUGGUGCUGGGUGAGCUGUACAAUGGCACAGUCGUUUCACGGCAUUUUUAGAGUUUACAAAGGUAUUUAUUUCGUUGUUCCUACCGAGGUAUGUGUGUAAGUGACUGCAGGGUCCUAACCCUCACGGCGAGUGUUGGAUGGUUUUCCGGGAGCUGAAACGUGAUUUUAUGCACCUUGUGGUCUUUAGUAUUAUUAGCAUUGUUACACAUCGGAACAAAAAUGUAUUGCUGAUAUUUGUACUCGCAAUGGAAUACUUUUGAAAUUGUAUGUAAUUUAAUAGCAGUUUGCCAUAUUAAUCCCCAGGUAAAAUAGUUCCGCGUGUAAAAUGAAGCUGGGGUAGCUGCAGACCUAAUAUUACAAUGAGUUUUUAUGGUAAAGGGGGUGUUUUGUAUAUAUACAAUGUUUCAGGCAGUCUCAAGGAUAUUUUUAAUAUGCUCACAUUGGAUCCCUAAUCUUUUAAAAUAAUUUUGUCUGGUGGUUGGGAUUCUUCUGUUUAAGAAAUAUUUUUAGUUUCAUGAAAGGCAGCUUUGAGAUCUCGUCCACUUUGUGUCAUGAACCUCUGAGUCUCGUCUCUUACUGCCAGUAUAUAAAACCUGCCUCCUGAACAGGGCGCCAUCGUGGCGAUAGACCAACACGUCUUUCAGCGUGUUUUCAUAACCUUCAUUUCACACAAGUACUUCCCUUCACUUAGGGGCUGAAUAAAAAUAACAAUUGAAUGAAAA
This is a messenger RNA of Brienomyrus brachyistius, 2598 nucleotides long. RefSeq names its product membrane bound O-acyltransferase domain containing 7 (gene mboat7). Gene Ontology annotation, biological process: lipid modification; phosphatidylinositol biosynthetic process. Gene Ontology annotation, cellular component: mitochondria-associated endoplasmic reticulum membrane contact site; membrane. NCBI's taxonomy places the organism in Eukaryota, Metazoa, Chordata, Actinopteri, Osteoglossiformes, Mormyridae. Gene Ontology annotation, molecular function: lysophospholipid acyltransferase activity. The record is from RefSeq and is a predicted model, not a curated record. The coding region runs from base 146 to 1552 and encodes 468 amino acids. The transcript has 9 exons.